AUGUUUGAAAAGAAUCUACAGGAUCUAGUUAAAGGUAUACGUUCUGUCAAAGGUGAUCCAACUCUUUACAUUUCUCAAGCACUGCAAGACAUUAAAACUGAAUUACGUACCACGGAUUCGUUUCUAAAAGCUCAAGCUCUUCGUAAACUCACGUAUUUACAUAUGUUGGGCUAUGAUAUGUCGUGGGCUGCUUUCCAUGUCGUCGAAGUCAUGAGUGAUGAACGAUUUACCCAUAAACGUAUUGGAUAUCAUGCAGCCUGUCAAAGUUUUACGCAAUCGACGGAAGUAGUUUUAUUAUGUACGAAUCUCUUGAAAAAAGCAUUGGCUAGUGGGAAUGAAUAUGACAUUGGAUUAGCACUGAACGUCGUGGCAAAUAUUGUCACAAGUGACUUGGCACGUGAUUUACUCGGUGAUGUUUUGAUCCUCAUGAUGAAUGCUUCGCAAUCAUACGUUCGGAAGAAAGCGACCUUGGUCUUAUACAAACUUUUUUUACGUUAUCCACAAGGAUUACGUCUCUCGUUUGAUCAAUUAAAAGAACGGAUGGAAGAAAGUGAUAUUACAGUCGUCUCGUGUGCAGUGAAUGUCAUUUGUGAACUUGCAAAUAAAAAACCAAGGAAUUAUUUAGCCUUAGCACCUCAAUUCUUUCGUCUCUUGACGACGUCGUCGAAUAACUGGAUGCUCAUUAAAGUUGUCAAGUUACUGGCGAGUUUAGUACCAGAAGAACCACGUUUGGCACGGAAAUUACUCGAUCCACUUGCUACUGUGAUUCAAAAUACACCAGCCAAGUCCUUACUCUAUGAAUGUAUUAGUACUGUCACGACAGCAUUAAUGUAUACGAAAAAAAACGAUGGAUCACAACCACGAAAUGUUGCAGCAGUUGUUCGACUCUGUAAUGAUCACUUGCGUCGCUAUAUUGAAGACCCGGAUCAGAAUUUACGCUAUCUAGGACUUGUUGGUCUUGGCAAUCUAAUGAAAUCACAUCCGUAUGUUGUUAUUGAACAUCAGGAACUUAUUGUAGAAUGUCUUGCCGUGGACGAUAUGACGAUUCGUAUGCGUGCAUUGGAAUUGUUGUCUGCCAUGGUCACGUCGGAAAACGCAGUACCGAUUAUCCGUGAACUCAUGCGCCAGACGCUGAGUGCUGAUGGUGCUUACCGUCAUGAACUCAUUACUCGCAUCUUGCAUGUUUGCUCAGUCAACAAGUAUGCCAAUAUUCAUGAUUUUGACUGGUAUAUUCACGUGUUGGUACAGCUUGCUCGCGUACCAGGAAAUACUGCCGCAAUGGUAAAUGCAUCCCUUUCGUCACUCUCUUCGUCCCCAGGCACCAUGCUUGGUAUUAGUAGUAGUAAUAUGAAGUCGGCGGAUAAUGAGCUAACGAAGCGCUCACAUGGUGUAGAAGUAGCGCGGCAGCUUGUGGACAUUGCAGUUCGUGUGAAGAGUGUGCGUAGCGUCAUGGUGGACGACAUGAUCCAGUUGUUGAUGGAAAAAGAAGCGCUUAGUGGCCCGGGGGCAAGCACGUUGCAGGAAGUGUACUUUGCAGCGGCUUGGAUCACGGGUGAGUAUGUGAUGGAGUUUUUAGAUGAUGUGGAUGACGAUGACGAAGAGGAGAAGGACGAGGACGACGAUGAAGAAACCGAGACAGAAGAGGAAAAACUUCAGCGACUGGAAGACCUUGUUAUCAAGAUGCUUCAACCUCGAGCGAAUACGUUACCUGCCCACGUUCAGACUGCCUUCAUUCAAGCACUUUUGAAGAUCCUUACUGCUAUAGAUGAACGUGCAGAUGAUGCCACACUGGAGCGUACGGCAACAGUUAUUAUGGAACGCCUGCCAACUUUUAUCCAGAGCGAAUACAUUGAAGUGCAAGAGCGUGCAGUGUGUCUGCAGCAGCUCUUACUUGCGUUGAAUAUGGGACUUGGUGCACUCAGUGCGCGAGAACGGACCGAACGUGCGUUUGAUGGCAGCGCCUCUAUUGAUCCAGCUAAGACGCUUGAUGUGCUGAACUCGUUUUUUGCUGAACGAUUGGCCCCUGUUGGCGUCAAGGCACAGCGAAAGGUGCCACUGCCUGGUGAUCUGGAUCUUGACGAGCCUAUCAGUAUUGAAGAGGCAAAGUUUCUUGAAUCUGGUGGCGACGUAUCGGCAUUUUCGAAUGAAGACGAUCUUGAGGUCUCCUUUGUUAGUCAGGUUCACGCUGGCAUUGGUGGAGGUUACAGUGGUAUUGGCGACGAAUCUUCUGAACAAAAGCCUGGGCACAAGCACAAGCGUCACCGUCGUAAACACAAGCACCACGACUCCUUUUCUUCUGACUCAGAGUCAAAAUCUGGACACUCCGAUGAUGAGAGAAAAGAAAAGGAACGUGAAAAUGUGCGUGAGCAAGAGCGACUUUGCAAAGAUCCGUUUUACCUCUCUGGCGGUUCUCAAGCACCCGCUGACGCCGAAGCCAACGCGAGCUUUGCGGAUAUGAUGGGCGCUAUGGGUUCUGGUACGAACGGAAAGAAGAAGAAGGCAUCAAAGAAGUCAAAGUCUCGCGAUAUCCUUGAGGUCGAGUUGAUGCCUGACGGUGCUCGUUCUAGUGAUGAGGAUCACCGACGCUCUCGAAAGAAGCGCGUUCCUACGGGAGAUGAAAUGGAUUUAGCCGCGGUAGAUUUGAGCACCCCUCUAGGCGAAAACGAAAAGGUUCCAACUGACCAGUGGUUCCAUCGUCAGACACCGUCUGCCAAGCCUGCUGAAAAGAAAUCUACAAAGAAGAGCUCAAAGCAUAGAAAGAAUCUCCGUCGCGAGGAUGACGGUAAGAAGAAAAAGGAGUCGGCAUCAAAAAGCUCUAGAUCGAAGAAGUGUUCACGGAAACAAGAGAGUUUACUGAUUGAAGGCUUUAGCGACGAGGAACAGGAACUAGUGAAGGCUGAGAAGAGCCGUGGCCAUCACCGGAGCUCGUCUAUAAAGACAAGUAGUAGCCACAAGAAGAGCAGUUCCAGUAAGAAUAGCGGUGAUGGUGAAGAGAACAAGAAGAAGAAGAGAAAGGACAAGCACAAAAGCUCGAAACAUCAGGAUGCACCGCCAGCAGCACCGCUUUUACUCUUUUAG
Peronospora belbahrii is the source of this 3078-nucleotide messenger RNA. The record is from the annotation of a GenBank genome assembly. NCBI's taxonomy places the organism in Eukaryota, Oomycota, Peronosporomycetes, Peronosporales, Peronosporaceae.